AUGCCUCCCUUUUUAGUCCAUGGCCACAAAGACCAUCAAUACACGACUGAUGCUCUCUCACUCCAGAUCUCGAGGGGGUCUACGCUCGUAGGACAUCGUCCAGAAAUUACAGAUCUACACGCAAACUUCGAGGGUAGAGAGUUCUACGAUCCCCAUGCAACAUGGACUUCUGAAGAAGAAUCAAGAGUCAAGUCAAAGACCGAUAGAAGGCUUCUUGCCUGGCUAUCACUUAUGUUCUUCGCUGCGCAACUUGACUCUACGAAUAUACAAAACGCCCUUGCCGACAACUUUCUCCAUGACCUAGGAUUCACCAUGACAGAAUAUGGCAAUGGUACGAUGAUACAUCGCAUAUGCUACCUGGUUGGGGGGCUACCUGGCCAAAUGAUCGCCAUGCGUUAUGGCUACCAAUACCUCUUCCCCGGAUUGAUGUGUGCAUGGGGAGUUGUUGCCUGGACGCAAGCAUGGAUGCAGAGCGAAGCUGGAUUUUACGUCACAAGAGGGAUUAUCGGAUUGCUUGAAGGAGCUUUCAGUCCUCUGACAGUCAUGUGCUUGUCCAACUUUUACACUAACACGGAGCUGGGCUUUCGAGUUGCAAUACUAAGCUCUGGUAUCAACAUCGCAAAAGCGCUUUCUUCUCUACUGGCUGCUGGUUUGCUUACUAUGCGAGGAGUGGCUGGCAAGCCAGGAUGGUUCUGGUUGAUUCUGAUCAACGGUUUACUGAUCUUCAUGAUCGGCCUUGUGAGUUUAUUCUACCUGCCAUCAGGGCCGACACGAACCCAAACCGUUCUUUGGAGGAAGCCUUGGUUCUCGGAACGGGAGCAGAUGAUCAUGAUCAACAGGCUACUUAGAGAUGACGCAUCAAAAGGAAGGACGGAUACAAAGGCGCACACGAGCAUGCGCGACAUCUGGAAUACUAUCAGAGAUCCCGGACUCGUCGGUUUCUGGUUUUGUGCAUCAGUGAUAUACAUACCCAAAAGCCCUGUCUCCCAGUACCUCGUACUCAACUUGAGGCAACUUGGCUUUUCGAGAUUCGAAAGUACCGUCUUGACCAUACCCUCGGACGUUCUUCGCGUCAUUACAGUGCUUGCCCUCACACGAAGCAGUGGUCACUUCAAGGAGAAGGCAUUUCACUGUACAAUACCAACGUGUAUAGAGAUACCCUUGUUCGCAACCCUGUUACUCCUACCUUCGCACGGCUAUGCUUGGGCGAGAUUUGCAGUUCUUACCCUGAUAAUCGGUGCGCCCAACUCUCAUCCCAUCAUGGUCUCGUGGAUCAGUUGCAACAGCUUUGAUCCAAAGAAACGCGGUAUAGCUAUUGCCUUGUUUGGCACAAUCCAUGAGAUCGGUAGUGUUGCAGCGGCACAAAUCUACAGGGAAAAAGACAAGCCAUACUACUACACUGGCAACAAGGUUCUUAUAUCGAUCUGUGCAGCAUCUGUCGUGGUUAUAUUAUUACAUAGAGAAGUACUCAGACAUCUCAAUCGCAAGAAAAGAAAGGCUUGGGAGGAAAUGAGUGAGAUUGAGCAAAGAGACUAUGACCGAGUUCAGGGGCACAACGUCGGGAACAAAAGCCUCACUUUUGCAUUUAGCUAUUGA
This is a messenger RNA of Aureobasidium melanogenum CBS 110374, 1596 nucleotides long. Its product is annotated as MFS general substrate transporter. NCBI's taxonomy places the organism in Eukaryota, Fungi, Ascomycota, Dothideomycetes, Dothideales, Saccotheciaceae. Gene Ontology annotation, molecular function: transmembrane transporter activity. Bases 1 to 1596 code for a protein of 531 amino acids. The record is from RefSeq and is a predicted model, not a curated record. The transcript is spliced from 10 exons. Gene Ontology annotation, cellular component: membrane. Gene Ontology annotation, biological process: transmembrane transport.